ACCAACCAAAAAGCAACAGCAACAACAACAACAAAAAAACCCACCCAAAAAAAACCACACUUAGCGGAAACUUGUCAGAGAAUGCUCCUAAAGUCUGGUUUUCUCCUGCUGCUGGUGAUCAGUGCAUCUGCAUCCUAUGAAGCUGAACAGAAUGACUCUGUGAGCCCCAGGAAACCCAGGGUUGCAGCCCAGAACUCAGCCGAGGUGGUUCGCUGCCUGAACAGUGCCCUCCAGGUGGGCUGCGGGGCCUUCGCCUGCCUGGAGAACUCCACGUGUGACACGGACGGCAUGUACGACAUCUGCAAGUCCUUCCUCUACAGCGCUGCUAAAUUUGACACUCAGGGAAAAGCUUUUGUGAAGGAAAGCUUGAAGUGCAUCGCAAACGGGGUUACGUCCAAGGUGUUCCUUGCCAUCCGGAGGUGCUCCACCUUCCAAAGAAUGAUCUCCGAGGUGCAAGAGGAGUGCUACAGCAAGCUGGACAUGUGUGGCAUCGCCAAACGCAAUCCCGAAGCCAUCACGGAGGUCGUCCAGCUCCCAAAUCAGUUCUCAAACCGGUAUUACAACAAGCUGGUGAGAAGCUUAUUGGAGUGCGACGAAGAGACCGUCAGCACCAUCAAGGACAGCUUGAUGGAGAAGAUCGGCCCCAACAUGGCGAGCCUCUUCCACCUGCUGCAGACAGACCACUGCGCCCAAGGCCACCCCCGUGCUGACUUCUCCAGGAGACGCAUCAGCGAGCCCCAGAAGCUAAAACUCUACUUCAGGAACCUCCGAGGUGAGGGGUCCGUCCCGACCCACGCGAAGCGCAGCUCCGCCGAAAGCGCGUGACGCCGCGGGGGGAACCGCCACGGGUGUGUAAGGGAUGCUGAGCACUACCAAAGCUGACGUCUCUCUUCUAGAAGAGUAAUGCACCCAACCCCAAGUGUACUGUAGCUAGUUUUAAUAACGACUAGGAACUGGUUUUAGGUUUUAGUUCAUGAAUAUUUUCUAUUCCUCUCCGACGAAACUUUUGCAUGGGUCCGUGUUCAGUGUCUCCGCUUUCCCGCCGUCAAAACGUCUCCAUCUCUUUUCUUCCCCACAAAAAUACACCCCCAACAACCUUAGUCUUAAAUAUAACCCUACAGUAGUCAGGCCUUCAGACACCAAACUCGAAACGUACUGUAGCGCUAACACCAUGGAGGUCUGAAGAUUUGGCACCAGGGAGAGUGGCUUUAUUCUCUCUUGUGUUGAGCUGGGAGGCGACGAUAGAUGCACUAAUAACUAUUGCACAUCCUAAAGAUGUCAAUGGAAUUCGUGUUAUGAAUCUGUGCUGGCCAUGGACGAAUAUGAAUGUCAUAUUCCUGGUCUCUUAGUGUCAUACAGUCCCAAUCCUUCCAACGCAGCUCCCUUAACCCCUUGAUUUACCCAACUCACUCCGCUGUGGGUGAGUCUAGUCCCCCAUGACCUGGCACCACAGUGCAAAAUGAGUUAAAACUACCCACCAACCCCCCCUAACCCCCCCUCCCCGACACACACCGAAUCAGGAAAGGAACAUUUUGUACUACGGAAAUGAUUAAAAGAGGUGCCAGUCGAUGGUUGAAGCUCAGAAGGUUACAUAAUCUUGCAUUGUAUUUAAAAGCUAACAUCUAUGUACUGUAUUUAACUGUCUAAAGCUUUAAAAGAAAUCUAACAAAAACAAACCCUGUCUUAAGACUAGAGUAUUAAAGGUCUUGCUCUAACUGUGGUAUAAAUAGUUUUAAAAUCUGUCAUGUACUGUACAUAAAUUCCACGAGAGUCUGCUUAAAAGGAGCAGAAUAUAAUAACUUUAUUGCAUAAACUUAGUUUUGUAAGUUAGCUAUUUCUUUUUUUCUUCCUGGAAACAGUAUCUCUGUCGUAUUCAAGAGUUCACAUUCUACUCUGUGGCCUUUUUUCUAAUGAAAGAGAGAAAAUGCUUAGGACAGAAAUUACAGGGCCAGAAACAAGCCUCUCUUCUCAUAGUGAAAAUGGAGGGGGGCGGGGGGGAAAGAGGAAAAAAAAAAAAAAGGAAAAAAAGAAGAGUUCAGCCUGGCCAGUCUUAUCUCCCCAGAGCUGCUGUGAGCCGUAGUCAUACCCGAGGCACGAGUGCUGCUGGGGAGCUAUUUGGGGAAUUAUCAGAUGGCUGAGAAAAAGCUGCUUUGGGCUCUGCCACGGGGUAAAACUUCCUUCAGAGAGUUGAUUUCCGGGGGAAAAGGCAGGAAAAAAAAAAAAAAAAAAAAAAUCCUUUGGAUUCUCUUUAAGCUUCAGAAGCGAAGGGAUGUGCUGGCCGUUGGGAGGACGCGGGGCUUCGUGCUCUGGGAUCUGCCUUCCCUCCUGCCUUCCCACCGGAGCAGCCGGUGGCCACCGUGGCUGGGCCCCCCCCCGCC
Messenger RNA from Calidris pugnax (ruff), 2378 nucleotides. RefSeq names its product stanniocalcin 1 (gene STC1). The transcript is spliced from 4 exons. The record is from RefSeq and is a predicted model, not a curated record. Gene Ontology annotation, molecular function: hormone activity. Gene Ontology annotation, biological process: intracellular calcium ion homeostasis. The coding region runs from base 82 to 825 and encodes 247 amino acids. Gene Ontology annotation, cellular component: extracellular region. Lineage: Eukaryota; Metazoa; Chordata; Aves; Charadriiformes; Scolopacidae.